AUGUCACUAUUUCGUACACCAACUUCUCAAGCAGCUACUCGAAAUUUAGUCGAAUUUAAAGCUGGUAAAAUGAAUCUACGUGGUAACAUGGUUUAUCCGGAUAAACGAAAAGGUCUUUUUUAUUUACAUCAGGGUAAUGAUAUGCUGAUACAUUUAUGUUGGAAAGAACGAACAAGUAAUAGACCAGAAGAUGAUCUUACUAUAUUUCCCGAUGAAAUUGAAUUUAAAAAAGUCACGCAAAAUACUACAGGACGUGUCUAUGUACUUAAAUGGAAAAGUAAUGCUAAAAAAUUCUUUAUUUGGAUGCAAGAACCAAAAGAAGAUAAAGAUGAUGAAUAUUGUAAAAAAAUAAAUGAUCUUGUAAAUAAUCCACCAACACCUAGUUUUGGUGAUAGUAACAGUGAUGCUCAUCAAUUACAACCACUUAUGGAGCGUAUGUUGAGUGGUGGUGCAGGUGGCCUUGAUCCAAAUGAUUUAUCAAAUGUUCUUCGUGGUAUGAAUCCAAAUGAUUUUCAAUCAUUACUUUCUUCACUUGGUAAUAGUGGAGCUGCUGGUUUGAUGCCACGUAAUCGACGUGGUGGAGAAUCUAGCAGUACGUCAGCUCAACAAGGAACACCAUCAUCUCGUACAAAUACAUCUGCUGCGCAGACUAGUGAUUCUCGUCCAAAUACAACAUCAACUAGAACACGUAAUGCAGCAGCAACACCUACAUCAACUAAUAAUGCUACUGUUAGUUCACCAUCCGCUACGGUCCCUACAAACUCAACAGCAUCCACUGGAAACAAAAGUGGUGCUAUUCAAAUAAAUACUUUGAGAAAUGCUAUGGCUAACUUGAAAAAUGAUACAACUCAAGCGACAGAAACAACUGCAGCGUCGGUAAAAUCCUCUAUACCAAAUGAAAAUUUAAUUCCAUUAUUAAGUAAUAAAGAUGUACAAAACAAAAUACGUACUCGUUUACCAGACGGUCAUAAUAUACCAAGUACAGAAAAAGAAUUGAGAGACUCAAUUCAAUUACCACAAUUUCAACCAAUUCUCGAUGCAUUUAAUCAUACUCUUCAAUCAGGUGAAUUAACAUCUGUUCUUUCUCAAUUUGAUUUUCCAGAUGAAGUAACAAAUGCAGCUAAUCAACGUGAUUUACAAGCUUUUCUACAAGCAUUAGAUAAACAUUAUAGGAAAUCUUCGGACAAUACUAUGGAUACAAAUUAA
Molecule: messenger RNA, 1206 nt
Organism: Adineta steineri
Lineage: Eukaryota; Metazoa; Rotifera; Eurotatoria; Adinetida; Adinetidae
Source: the annotation of a GenBank genome assembly